Messenger RNA from Psylliodes chrysocephalus, 501 nucleotides. Lineage: Eukaryota; Metazoa; Arthropoda; Insecta; Coleoptera; Chrysomelidae. The record is from the annotation of a GenBank genome assembly.
AUGGAUGUAGACAGAAAAGUCAUGUAUGCCUUUAGAGGCUGGAUUGCAUUUGUAGCUUUCAUGGAUCUCGGAACGGCCGUAAGAAGUUACAUAGAAAAACGAUCAUUCCUUAGCAAAACUAUAUCAGAUUUAGAUGAAUAUGUAGAUGGAGAAUUUACUGCCUCUAGAGUUUUAGGAGUUUACUCGAUUCUAAAAGCAAUAGUAUUAAUUCACUGCACUUUAUACAUUCACUACAAGCCGGUUGUUAGUAUGGGAAUAUGCUCUCUAAUUUCCAAUGUACUUCUAUAUAUUUCCGAAACUAUUUAUUUUAGAGCUGCUACUUUGAACUUUUAUGUAGUUUUUCCAUGCAUUCUAAAUGCUGUAACCCUAGCAGGUUUAUUAUAUUUACCAAAUAGUUUGAAAAUUUGGGAGUACCAAGAUCAAGGGGAAGAUGAGGAUGAAAUGAAAUCUGGAAUGUUCAGAAGGAAGAGGAAUGUUCGCAAGAGAGACAAAAUCAACUGA